AUGGAGAAUCCAGCGUUUGAUAGAUCUAAAGAUGAUCCUCCACAGUAUGAGGAGACGUCAUUCUCCGGUAACGGCUUCAGUAACGGUGACCAUCGGCCCGUCCGUCCGUCCGUGGUCAGCGCGUUUGGUCAUGACACUUUGGAUCGGGUGCCCAAUAUCGACUUCUAUCGGAACGCGGCGAGCAUCAGCGGACACAGAGCUGUGAGACCGUCUCUACAGGAGCUUCAUGAUGUCUUUCACAAGAACGCAGGGCUUGCGGAUCAGAGCGCGGGUGAGAGCAGCGAGGUGUGCGACAGCUCCACGUUGGGCGACGUGGAGUCCAUCGUCCCGCUGGAAAAGGAAGAUAGCGGCUUAGUUAAAUUUGGCUGGAUCAAAGGAGUUCUGGUGAGAUGUAUGCUGAAUAUCUGGGGUGUGAUGCUCUUCAUUCGUCUCUCGUGGGUGUUUGGACAAGCAGGAAUCGGACUGGGAAUAGUGGUGGUUGUGCUGAGUGUGGUUGUGACCAGCACCACCUGUCUGUCAAUGUCAGCGAUCUGUACCAAUGGUGUCGUGAGAGGAGGUGGAGCGUAUUACCUCAUCUCUCGCAGUCUGGGCCCUGAGUUUGGAGGAUCCAUCGGUCUGAUCUUUGCUUUCGCUAACGCUGUUGCCGUGGCGAUGUAUGUGGUGGGCUUUGCUGAAACAGUGGUGGAUCUGCUGAAGGAGAAUGACGCGCUCAUCAUCGAUCCGGUGAAUGACAUCAGAAUCAUCGGCUGUAUCACUGUCGCCCUGCUGCUCGGCAUCUCUGUCGCUGGCAUGGAAUGGGAGGCCAAGGCUCAGGUCGCGCUGUUGGUGAUCUUGCUGUUGGCUAUUGGUGAUGUGUUUGUUGGAACAGUGAUUCCCUCCACACAGGACAAGCGUUCUAAAGGCUUCUUCAACUAUCGAGAAUCCAUUGCAAAGGAAAACUUUAUUCCAGACUUCCGGGAUGGAGAAACGUUCUUCUCGGUUUUUGCCAUUUUUUUCCCAGCAGCCACUGGAAUUCUGGCCGGAGCGAAUAUCUCUGGUGAUCUGAAAGACCCUCAGGCAGCUCUUCCCAAAGGAACACUGCUGGCCAUCUUCAUCACAGGAGUUACGUACCUCGGCAUCGCAAUGUGUGUUUCUGUCACGGUCGUACGAGAUGCGACUGGUAACCGUAACGACACAAUCAAACCUGGAGUGAGUUGCAACUUCUCUUCAGCGUGUGAUCUGGGCUACGACUUCUCGAUCUGUCAAACCACCAAAUGCAACUACGGCCUCAUGAACAACUUUCAGGUCAUGACUCUGGUGUCUGGAUUUGGACCUCUCAUCACAGCCGGAACGUUCUCGGCCACCCUCUCUUCUGCUCUGGCGUCUCUCGUGAGCGCUCCUAAAGUCUUCCAAGCUCUGUGUAAAGACAACAUCUACACAGCUCUCAAGUUCUUUGCCAAAGGUUACGGGAAAAACAACGAGCCAAUCAGAGGAUACGUCCUGACCUUCCUUAUCGCUGUGGCCUUCAUCCUCAUCGCUGAACUCAACACCAUCGCACCCAUCAUCUCAAACUUCUUUCUGGCAUCAUACGCUCUCAUCAACUUCUCCUGUUUCCACGCAUCAUACGCCAAAUCUCCAGGUUGGAGGCCGGCGUAUAAAUAUUACAACAUGUGGUUGUCUCUGUUUGGUGCUGUUCUCUGUUGUGCUGUCAUGUUUGUUAUAAACUGGUGGGCAGCGCUUCUCACUUACGGCAUCGAGUUAUUUCUCUACAUUUAUGUCACGGUGAAGAAACCCGAUGUGAACUGGGGUUCAUCCACUCAAGCUGUGACGUUUGUAAAUGCCGUGGACAACGCUUUGACUUUAUUACGUGUGGACGAUCACAUUAAAAACUUCAGACCUCAGUGUUUGGUGUUGACCGGAUGUCCCAGAAGCAGACCAGCUCUUCUGGACAUGGCUCAUUCCUUCACUAAAAACUACGGCUUGUGUUUGACGUGUGAGGUGUUUGUGGGUCCCCGUGACAAGAGUUUGUCUGAAAUCAAUAGUGCUGUUCAGAAGAAUCAGCUGUGGCUCAAUAAACAGAAGCGUAAAGCGUUUUACACGGCAGUAGCUCGAGAGAGCAUGAGAGAAGGAGCAGAAACUCUACUGCAGGCAUCAGGUCUCGGCAGAAUGAAGCCAAACACAGUGAUGUUGGGAUUUAAACGUGACUGGAGAACAUCCAAACAUCAGGAGGUUCAGAGUUAUGUGGGAAUUCUGCAUGACGCGUUUGAUUUCGAGCUCGGGACGGUGAUUCUGAGAAUGAAUCAAGGGUUGGACAUCUCACACAUUCUGAAAGCAGAAGAGGAGAUGGAGCGGAUGAUCAUGGAGCAGCAGGCGCUGGAGAUGGAGGAGAACGACUUUCAGCCUCAGGGACGAAAAUGGUUCUUCAACAGGUCCAAAAAACCCUCCAGAACAGAGCUGACCAACAGAGUUUCUCUGGAUGUUCCUCAAGCGUCUGAUCUGGCAAAGAUGAACCAGCGUCUGGUGGAGGCCAGCGGUCAGUUCAAGAAGAAACAAGACAAAGGAACGAUAGACGUGUGGUGGCUGUUCGAUGACGGAGGUCUGACGCUUCUGCUGCCUCACAUUCUCACCACACGCAAGAAAUGGAGGAACUGUAAACUCCGAAUCUUCAUCGCUGGACAGUCUGAGCGGAUCGAACGGGACAAAGAAGAAAUGCAGUUAAUGCUGAAGAAGUUCAGGAUAAAAUGUGAUGACUUCCAAGUUAUAUCAGAUAUGAACAUCAGGCCCAGCGCAGAGAGCUGGAAAGCGUUCGAGGACAUGAUCGAGCCGUUCCGGAUGCACGAGGGCUCAAAAGACACGACACAGGCUGAAGCUUUGAGGAAAGAACAUCCCUGGAAGAUCACAGACACUGAACUCGAUGCCUUUGAGGAAAAGACAGUCCUGCAGGUGCGUUUGAAUGAACUUCUUCAGGAGAGCUCUCGAGCGGCUAAACUCAUCGUGCUGAGUCUGCCCAUCGCUCGUAAAGGUUCAGUGUCUGAUCAUCUGUAUAUGGCCUGGCUGGACGCGCUCACAAAGAAUCUUCCACCGACCGUCCUGAUCCGUGGAAACCACCAGAGCGUCUUGACCUUCUACUCCUGAACCUGUUCAACAGAGACUUCACAUCAAUGCAAACACACACUUUCAUACUGCAAACUCUUACUUUGAUAUAUAAUGCACUUUGUGCUGUCUCUAGUACACUAGCGUUGCUUUGCUCUGAUUGCUCAUUUAUAUUCCGCUCUCUAGUGGAAAUGUGUAGCUAUAGCAACAAUGACAUUCGAUUUCUGUACACAGUGCAAUAAAGUGUGAAAUGAUUCAUAAUGAUCGAUUAAAAUAACACAUGAAGUACAGUUAUCCUGAUGUAAAUAUCUACACGCUUCAUAAUGAUGUUUUCUUGACAAUCCUGUUUAUAUUUCUGCAGUACUGGAAAAGAUUGUGUGAAAAUAUUUCACGCUAUAUUCAAGAAUAUUAACGUUUUAUUUAUGAUUAUUUAUCGGUAAUUAAU
Molecule: messenger RNA, 3517 nt
Organism: Triplophysa rosa
Lineage: Eukaryota; Metazoa; Chordata; Actinopteri; Cypriniformes; Nemacheilidae
Gene: slc12a1
Product: solute carrier family 12 member 1
Exons: 26
Coding region: 1-3114 (1037 amino acids)
Biological process (GO): chloride transmembrane transport; potassium ion homeostasis; sodium ion transmembrane transport
Cellular component (GO): membrane
Molecular function (GO): sodium:potassium:chloride symporter activity
Source: RefSeq, a predicted model, not a curated record